CACACUCAUGGCACACAUGCAUCACCAAGGCCAUCUCUCCGGCGGGUAAUUGCCCGGCCCUUGUCGCACAACGCGCUCAUUAGCCUACCUCAUCCAAUUGGCGUCACGCCCUUCGGCUCUCUCGGGCGCAGCACAGCCAGCGCUCAGACACGCACCGGAGCUACUUCUGGGGCCGAAGCCUCGUCGACGCGCGACGCCUUAAGACCAGCGACCAGCAGCCACCCGUCCCUGCCGCGCUCCACCACCUUCCCACACACCCCCAAACCCAUCAUGUCGAAACUCUCCGCUCCGCUCAAAGCGCUCAUCCACGCGCCCUUUGCCCGGCCCGACGUCACCGCCGCCCCCAAGGCCAUCCGCGCCGUCUACCAGUCGAUAGCGAAAGAUGCCGCGGCGCGGGACGUCGCGAAGCCGUGCUGGCUGACGAUUGCGACAGCGACGACAAUGACGCUCAACUCGCCCGCGUCGCUCAGCACGCUCUACGACGUCGCGAACACCUCCCCCUCAGCCUCAACAGAAGCAGAAGCGCUCCGCACAGCCGAGCACAUGCGCGAAGUCGGACUCAAAUGCAUCUCCUUCAACGGCAUCCCGCGGAGCAUCAACAACCUGGGCAUAUUCCGGGCGUCACUCCCCGCCCACAUCAGCGCAAGGCUCACAACGACACCCACGCGGGAGCCGAACGCGCAGAACAUCGCCGCGAUAUCCGCGCGCGGCCGCGCCCUCUGGGACGACCUCUACCGCCCCUUUGAGGAGAAGCUGCUCGCCAAGCUGGGCGAGUCGCACCCAGACCUGCCCGUGCAUAUUCUGCACAGCCACUACAGCGCGCUUUUGUCGGACCCGGCGCCCACAGCCGAGGGGGAAGAAGAGGCACGGCCGCGCGCCGGCCGCGUCCUCACGUCUUUGAUCGCGAUAGCGUGCCUACGCGCGCAGACGGGCGUGGCGCCGCAGGUGGUGUCGCACGUGUUUGGGCUGCGCAAGGCGUUUGAGGCGGGGGCGGUGGCGAGCGCGGAGACGGCGCUGCCGGGCGCGAGGUGGUUGGCUAGUGAUGAGGGGAGCGUGUGGGUGCUCGAGACUGUGGACCGUAUUGUUAGGGCGUUUGGGGAGCCGAGUGGCUCGACGUUUGCGCCGGGGGUGGGGGCCAAGUUGUAGCUUUGAUGGUGUGUGUGGACUGUAGAUGGGUGGGUGGGUUCUUCGGUGUAGAUGUUUAGAGAUGAGAGAUUUAUAGUUUUAUUUGUAAAUAGUUCUUCUACAU
Messenger RNA from Aplosporella prunicola CBS 121167, 1249 nucleotides. RefSeq lists its product as uncharacterized. The transcript has 2 exons. The record is from RefSeq and is a predicted model, not a curated record. Bases 271 to 1146 code for a protein of 291 amino acids. NCBI's taxonomy places the organism in Eukaryota, Fungi, Ascomycota, Dothideomycetes, Botryosphaeriales, Aplosporellaceae.